AUGUUCUCUGCUAUCAUUUUGUUUUCACUGCUUUCCUUUGUGGCCGCUCAGCUUUCUGGUCCGGUCGGACCAAUCACACCACUGUCGGAAAAGUCAAAUAUAUGUAAUGUUCUUGAUUUUGGAGGAGAAAUCGGUUCGAGCGAUAUAGGACCUGCUAUUCAAUCUGCAUAUAACAAUUGUGUGUUGACCAACUCCAGUGCAUCGACUCUCUAUGUUCCCGAUGGUGAUUACGACAUGCAGACGUGGGUUACCCUCAGCGGUGGGACGAAAUGGGCUUUCAGGCUUGAUGGCCUCAUCACACGCACCUCCACGACGACUGGGAACAUGAUCGUCGUUGAGAACGCGAACGACUUUGAGUUUUAUUCUGCAAACUCAGCUGGUGGAAUUCAAGGUGCCGGAUAUCAAUGUCGCAAUGACGGUCCUCGCUUGAUUCGCAUGGUCACGUCAACUCGCUGGUCUUUGCAUGAUCUCAUUUUGGUGGACUCUCCUGAAUUCCAUCUUGUCGUUCAAGACGGCUCCGGAGGAGAAGUCUAUAAUCUAGCUAUUCGGGGUGCUGAUAUUGGUGGCUCUGACGGUGUCGAUGUUUGGGGAGACAACUACUGGAUCCACGAUGUUGAAGUGACUAAUCGCGAUGAAUGUGUCACCGUGAAAUCACCCGCGUCCAAUAUUUUGGUUGAACGUAGGGGAAGUGCUAUGGGUAGCUUGGCAAUAAACACGAGCAUCGAGAAUAUACUCUAUCAGUAUGUCUACACAGUAGGUGGAAAUCAGGCAUACAUGAUCAAAGGCAACGGUGGUUCUGGGACCGUCACCAAUGUGAUCUUCCAGAACUUCCUUUCUCGUGAUACCGCCUACGGCCUCGAUGUCAAUGAAUAUUGGGCUUCUAUGUCUACACUCGCGGGAGAUGGUGUGACGUUGUAUAACAUCACAUUUAAGAAUUGGGAUGGCAACGUAGCCGAUGGAGUUGAACGCUCCCCCAUCCAGAUCCUGUGCGCUGAUACCGCACCGUGCUAUGAUAUAUACUUAGAGGACGUCUACAUGUGGUCGUUAACGGACGAGGCGACGUGGAAAUGCGAAUCGGCAUAUGGCAGUGGCGCAUGCCUAGAAUCCGGCACCGAAUACACAAGCUAUGCAGUGCAGACGACAUCUUACACCCAACCAACUGGGUAUACGACGCCUACCACUAUGACUGGAGACCUGACCACGGGAUUUGGCAGCACCGCACCAAUUCCGACACCGACAAUUCCGACUAUGUUCUACCCGGGAUUGCCGCAGAUUUCGCCUUUGAUGAAGAAUCAGUAG
Molecule: messenger RNA, 1299 nt
Organism: Fibroporia radiculosa
Lineage: Eukaryota; Fungi; Basidiomycota; Agaricomycetes; Polyporales; Fibroporiaceae
Exons: 12
Coding region: 1-1299 (432 amino acids)
Biological process (GO): carbohydrate metabolic process
Molecular function (GO): polygalacturonase activity
Source: RefSeq, a predicted model, not a curated record